Rhodamnia argentea is the source of this 1877-nucleotide messenger RNA. RefSeq lists its product as uncharacterized. Gene Ontology annotation, cellular component: nucleus. Gene Ontology annotation, molecular function: ubiquitin protein ligase activity; protein binding. The record is from RefSeq and is a predicted model, not a curated record. The transcript is spliced from 7 exons. Gene Ontology annotation, biological process: protein ubiquitination. Bases 190 to 1266 code for a protein of 358 amino acids. NCBI's taxonomy places the organism in Eukaryota, Viridiplantae, Streptophyta, Magnoliopsida, Myrtales, Myrtaceae.
UACAGCCUUAGAAAGGAAAAUAAAAUCGAAAAGAGAAAAAUAAUAAUUUAUUUGCGCCGCCACUGUUGACACGUCGAGCGGGAGGGAACGCGCAGACCACGGUAGGAGGAGGCGUAUUACCAUCCGAGUCCAUCGCCGUCGCACGAACACCGCGCGCUCCUCUCUCCCUCCGUCGCCCGCGCACCUCCAAUGGCCGGGCACGAAGAGGAGGUGGCGAUGGAAGUGGAGGCCGUGCAGUCCGUCUACGGCGGCGAUUGCGUCGUCCUCGAUCGGUAUCCUCCCCGCCUCCACGUCCGCAUCGUGCCCCGCACGGCCGACGUCUCUUCUCAACAGUUUGUGGAAGCAGUCAUCGGAAUAAGUGCAGGCCCGCAGUAUCCAGAUGUCCCGCCUUGUGUUGAACUUAUAGAAUCGAAGGGUCUUGAUGAUAGAAGGCAGAAAUGUCUUUUGGAUUGCAUAUUGGACAAAGCUCGUCAACUUUCCUCGUGUUCAAUGCUAGUAGCACUUUGUGAGGAAGCAGUGGAACUCCUCUCUAAGAUGAACCACCCAGAGGGUGACUGUCCAAUGUGUUUGUUUCCUCUGGUUCCUGAAGAUACAGAACGCAGAGAUUUGGCUUUUAUGAAGCUGAUGUCUUGUUUCCAUUGCUUUCACAGUGACUGCAUUAUCAGGUGGUGGACCUGGCUUCAAAACGAAAAACAAACAAAAGUUGGUGAGGUGGAAAAUGAAAAAGGGUUAGAAAGCCAGGGAAACUGUCCAGUUUGCAGGAAAGGUUUUCAGGCCAAGGAUUUGGAACAUGUACUUACGUUAAUCAGCUCAUAUUCCUCCAAGUCGAGUUCUGAAGGAGAUGUCGCUGAAGAGAAUGGGGAGCUUCUCCAGUCAGAUUCUGAAAAUAACAGAAGGCAGAGAUUUGAGACCAUUAUGAAAGUACAGGAAGAAAACAAUGGCUUAAUUGAACCCAAGAAGGACUUGGUCGUGUUGCCGGGAAUGUACAUAACCCCGACAAUUACCUCAUCGACAUCUGGUACAACGAAUGACAAUAUGGAGCAACAACAACCAAGGGACGAAGCUGUCUCUUUGGAAACAGAUUCUUGCAAUGCCUUAAAUCAGCAAAAAGACAAGGCAGUUGCUCCUGUCCGUAAUUCCAUUGGAUCCUCAAAACCACGAGGCACCAUUGAGCAUAGGAACUCAAGUACGAGGAAAAACAGUGCGAGGAAUGCUAGAAAGCCAGGCAAACACUGGGUUAGGAAAGAUUAUACAUCUAGGGUUUAAUUAUUGUAGUAGUUGAUGACUGGAUAGAAGUACGAAAGGAACAGAUGUCAAGUACGAGUUUUUGUCGUGCCCUUUUGUAUACACACCGCGCACUCUCCAUGAUGAGAGUGCAUACAGGAUAUCUUUGAUUGUCCGUACCUUCAUUUGCACCUAGACAUUUGAAUCGCGGUCUCAACUGGACCGAGUCAUCUGAUGUGAAAUAAUGCAAAUGCGGGAUCUGCAGGAAUGUGCGUGUCAGUUGGGCUGUCUGAAUCCUUGUCAUAAGAUGGAGGACACAAAUUUGCAGUGCGCCUUCCUCCGAGGUCCAUGACCAAAUAGCUUUUGUGGAAGUCAUGAUUGAUUUGCCGGAAUAAAACUGCAACAUUCAGUAAACUUUUUGUGAUUGUUGCUCAUGGACCCGCCCCCCCACCCCAUGCCCCCACCCAAAUGUCCCAUAAAUUGCAGGCCUUGCUUGCCCCUUCCGGUUCUGUAGUGAGAGUUUCUUUAUGGAGCUGUCCUUAUCAUAUGUUUCAUUGAUGUAAUAAUUAAAAUGCGCUUUCAUUUAUUGACUAUCCGACAAGAAGUAGCUCCUGAUUUUUAUUAGACAGUUUUUCGGUAAGUUCCGCUUAUCA